GCUGUUGGUGCAGGCACCGGAAGUGUCAUUGUGAAUGGAUGAACAGAAGUCUGUCAACUGUUUUUUUUUGUGUGUGCUACAGAUGCAUUCUGUACAUGUAUCCCCGGAGGUGAGAGGGGGUCCUGCCGCCCUGUGACAGUGACAUACGUGCAUGCUGUUCAGGCAAUUGAUGGUUUGUAACUACAAGCACACGGAUUUGCCUCUUAUGCAGAGAAGAGCAGUCCUUGAAACAAGUUGGAAGUUCAUCAGUCCAGUCCGCAGUUCUGGCCUCGUCCGACAGCGUCAUACCGCCACACAGACAAAUCGGGAGUAUUGACUCUGUUCCGGGAGACCAUUGCAACACACCCCAGGAAUUAGGGAGAACGUUUCCUCCAGUCACAUAGAGGAGCUGUGGUCCCCUCUGGUUCAGUCACAGCAGAGACCAUUUUCAGAUUCAAAAUGGAUAUGGAUCGGAGUCACAUGGCUGAGCAUAUAUUAAGCCUCACCCUGGAGAUCAUCUACCUGCUGACUGGAGAGGAUUACAUUGUACUGAGAAAGACAUCACUUGAAUAUAUGAGUGUUGGCUCCCGAUUGUCAAGAGGAAUUAACAGGACCCAGAGCCCCAUCACGGAGCCUCCGCCUCACUCACUGAUAUAUGAGAGAGAAAAUGACCAGAAGAUCCUGGAACUCACCAACAAGAUCAUUCAGCUGCUGACUGGAGAGGUUCCUAUAAGGUGUCAGGAUGUCACUGUCUAUCUCUCCAUGGAGGAGUGGGAGUAUGUAGAGGGACACAGGGAUCUGUACAAGGAUGUGAUGAUGGAGAAUCGCCGUCCCCUCUCAUCUCUGGAUGGGUCCAGUGACAGAACCACACCAGAGAGAUGUCCCAGUCCGCCUCAAUCACAGGAUGGUUCAGAGGAAGAAGACAAUCUCCAAGAGGACUUUCAGAUUGAAGACAUGCUUGUUAUUAAAGUGGAAGCCACAGAGGAAGACUAUCAGAGUGAAGACCCAAUAGAUACUAAAGCUGAAACUACAGAAGAAGAAGAAGACGACCUUUAUAUGGGGUGUGAUCAGCAAUAUCAGGAGGAAAGCACGAAACUGACCUGCACAAAUGAACAGGCCAGAAGAGAUCUCUCGGAGCAGCGUGUAAUCUUAUCUCCAGAUUGUGGAAUUGAGGACAACAUCCAAGUGUCUCAUGGAGAAAGUACCAUGGCUGCAAUUACCCAUCAAGUACCCCACAGUGCAGCCAGAUCACCUCCUCACCCUGCACAUGGAGACGGCUGUCCUGAUAACCCGGAGAGUGACGCACAUAACACCGUUACAGUGAACAGAUACAGUAAAAGGUUUAAAUGCUCUGAAUGCGGGAAAUGUUUUGCAUUUAAGUCCAUCUUUGUGGAGCACCUGAGAACCCACACGGGGGAGAAGCCGUACGCCUGCUCUGAGUGCGGCAGAUCUUUUGCCGUGAAAUCCAACCUUGUCCAGCAUCAGAAAGGCCACACAGGCGACAAGCCCUUUCCCUGCCCCCAUUGCGGCAAGCGCUUUGCCUAUAAUUCCUUCCUUACCAAACAUCUGCGGACGCACACGGGAGAGAAGCCGUUCCCGUGUCCUGACUGUGGGAAACGUUUUGCUCGGAAAUCCUACCUCCUGCAACACCAAAGGAUGCACACAGAUGAGCAGCAGAGAAGUGAUAUCUCGGAGCGGCCUGCAAUCGAAUCUCCAGACUGUGAGGUGGAAGAUAAAGCCCAAGAGCCCCGGGCAGAAAACCUCAUUGCCACAGACACUCAUCUAACACUGCAUAGCGCAGGUAGAGCCGCUGAUCCCCCUACACAUCCGGACGGCUUUCUUACGGAUGCUGAUAUUGUUAUGCACAAUACAGACACCGAUUUGGUUGUAAAAACGUACAAAAGGCUCCCAUGUGCCGAGUGCGGGAAAUGCUUCGCGUGCAAGUCCGACCUGCUGCGGCACCAGAGAACCCACACGGGGGAGAAGCCCUUUUCCUGCUCUGAGUGCGGGAAGUGUUUUGCCGUGAAAUCCAAUCUUCUCCAACAUCAGAAGCAUCACACGGGCGACAAGCCGUUCCCCUGCUCUUACUGCGACAAGUGCUUUGCGUAUAAAUCCUUUCUUGUUAAACACCUGAGGACUCACACAGGCGAGAAGCCAUUUGCCUGCUCUGACUGCGGGAAAGGUUUUGCGCGGAAAUCUCACCUCCUGCAGCAUGAGAGGAUGCACACGGGAGAGAAGCCAUAUCAGUGCUCCUUCUGUGGCAAACAGUUUACACAGAAAUCCAACCUUCGCGUUCACCAGAGAAUUCACAGAGCCUUACAUAUGUAAGAGCCUGAUGGUUUCAUUGUACAGUGUUUUACCUCACGUCACAUGUAAAAUAAAGAUAGAGUAUUUCCCAA
This is a messenger RNA of Pseudophryne corroboree (corroboree frog), 2378 nucleotides long. RefSeq names its product oocyte zinc finger protein XlCOF7.1-like. The record is from RefSeq and is a predicted model, not a curated record. The transcript is spliced from 10 exons. Lineage: Eukaryota; Metazoa; Chordata; Amphibia; Anura; Myobatrachidae. Gene Ontology annotation, biological process: regulation of DNA-templated transcription. The coding region runs from base 439 to 2307 and encodes 622 amino acids.